AGAAUCUCUGGAACCCGGGAGCCGGAGGUUGUGGUGAGCCGAGAUCGUGCCAUUGCACUCCAGCCUGGGCGACAAGAGCACGACUCCAUCUCAAAAACAAAAACAAACAAAACACCAAAUAAUCCCCCUGCCAAUAAACUGGGGACCAUGUGCAUAGAGGGUAUAAAAUCAAUUGAGUGGGACACAAUUGAUACUUUUCAAAUAAAGCAGAAGGCAUCACAUGAAGUGAGGAUAACUUGCUGUGUGAAAGCCGUGCUUUCAUCAUCCAUCGACACACACAGUGCACACCUCUCGGGGAUGCUUGUGCUCUGACUGGCAUGUAACAUGCACUGCUUAUGGACCGUCAGCUUAAAACAUAUAUUUUAAGAUUCAAAAAUACAACAAGUCAGUAUCCCUAGCAAUAUUCUAACUUCUCCAUUGCUUGGUGUUACGAUGUCUGGCUCAGCCAUCAUCAGGCCCUGGGACCUGAGCAGUGUGACUGCAGGGCCAGCAGAGUGACCCGCGGACCAUGGGCCCUGCUGGCACUGCCCCUUCAGGUCUGACCUGUGCUCUGGUGCACUGCUUGGCGGGGCAGUCAGGCCUCUUGGGCCCGCGUCUUGCCCACAGCUGCCCCGAGUCACUGGGGAGUCUUUUGUGCCUGCCGCCUCCAUCUCUGCCCUUGUCCUCCCUGCUUUCAGGAGCCACCCCCACCUGCCCUUGUCCUCCCUGCUCUCAGGAGCCACCCCCACCUGUCCUUGUCCUCCCCGCUCUCAGGAGCCACCCCCACCUGUCCUUGUCCUCCCCGCUCUCAGAAGCCACCCCCACCUCACCUGGCUUAUCCUCUCAGAUGCCAUGGAGUCUCCAAGCAGAGACCCCUGAGGGCACAGAGUAGAUUCUGCUUUUUGGAGGGGACCUCCCACCUGAAAGGCGACCCAUUCUUAUGCGGGUCUGCUGCCUUUAUCUGUCUUCAUCAAGGGCUGUCCCCGCAGUCCAGGCAGCCCUCUCCCUCCUUCUGCCCAGCACCUGGUGGGGGGGCAGAGUCUGCAGUCACCCCUGGCCCACCUUGGCCCAUUUCCUGUGUCUUCUGAUUCCCCUGAAGAACAAGUUCGGGUGUGGGUGUGAUGGGGGUGGGCAGGGGGCACUGACUAGGAGGGACAGGGGUGGUUCCAGGAGUGGCCAGGACCACCCCCCGAGGGAGCCCCCAUGUCGCCCCACCCCGUUACAGGGGCCUCUGCUCCCUGCACAGAAAACAAGAGGUGCCUGGCCUGGGGUCUCAGUGUCAGAGCUUGUUGCCCCACUGGCCCCUCCCAGGCUCUGUCUGCACAGGGGCCUGCCAGUGGUGGACUCAGCCAGAGACCCUCAUGCUGAGUGGGAUGACCUGAGUCUCACGGCUGCUUUUCUCUCUUGCUUCUGACACCAGGAAGCAGCUUGCUCCUGAUGCACCAGGAAACUGAAACUGAAACUCAGGGCCCUAGUCCAGGACCCUCCUCUCUAUUGAGUCACAAUUUCUCCUUCUAAGGCAACCUCCCACCCCAGGGGACAACCUCUCGCUUCUCUCCUCAUGGCAGCCCCUCCUCCUUCCGGGUCUGUUCUGCUCACACCCUGAGCUCUGGGAGGCCCCAGGCAGAGAAGGGGUGGGGUGGUGGGGGGGUGGUCUUGCUCGAGGUCACGUCUGCCUUCCAGAGCAGCCAGGUCAGGACUGAAGGGUUUCUACCCCUCAGUUCCCGUACUAUGAGAUGAUGGGAUGAGACCGUCGGCUGUGUGCAUACUACACAAGCAAUCUGGGUUCCUCCUCAUAAACCAGACGUGGGGCAGAGGUUCCCAGGCUCGGGGGUCCAAGGCCUCCCCUAGCUCUUUCCAGGCUCGGAGCCUCUGUGCCACACCUGCCCUCAAUGCACCCACACCCAAGACCAUGAAGGUCACCGGCCACUGCUGCUGCUGGCACAGCUGUGGGUGAAGCCCUGUAAGUGGGGGCUGAGGGUGGACAAUGGGAAGGAGGCCUGAAGGUGGGAGUGAGACCCUCUUGAUGCUGGGGGCUCCAGAUGCCAGCAGGACCCUGCCCACAAUUGGCCUUGAGUGCUUCCAGUGCUAUGGUGUCUUGGACCCCAGCCUGUGCCACCCGUCUCCGACCCCAUGCAGGCUCAAAGCUGCCCCUCCUCUGUGGUCACUGGCACUACCAAUGGUGGAUCCGGGUGGGACCCGGCAUCUGUAAGCAGGGCAGAAAUUCAGCUACACUAGCAAGGGCUGUGCCCCCACCCCAUGCCCAGAUUAUGAACCUCACCCACCCUGUGGUCCCUGGAGGGUCUCACCCCACAGAAACUGAGGAUGGACUGAUCGACUUGAAGACUGAGAAGCUGGACAUGACCUGCUGUGAAAAGAGCCUUUGUAACACGGCGGCCGGCGUGGCCUUUGGGGCCUGGCUGUUAGGGAGCUCCUGCUCAGCCUGGGCCUCUUCCUUUGGGCCCUGCCGUGAGCCCAGCCCACCCUGGCACUGCCCCUGGUGGGUAAAUAGGAGCGCAGGGUGGUUGCCCAGUGCAGCCCUCAGCUCCUGCCCUGAUGCCCUCGCCUGGCUGCCCAGCGGCCCAGAGACCCACCUCACCCAGCAGCCUAGACGCCCGCUGGCCCAGACAGUAAAUGCACGUGUUCAACCCAAGGACUUUGUUCCCUUAUUAACCCUUGGGGUCUGAUCUGUGGCCUUCAAGGGGGUCCCAGCAAAUUCCCCAGGGUGGGGUUCAGAGACUGGAGGGCCUUCCCCGGGUGGCCCAGCCCUGUGCUCAUUUCCAGCCAGGAUCAGGCUCAGCCCCAGCCCGAGGUCCAGAAGCAGCCCGGAGGGUCUUGCACUCAGGGCUGGGGUCCCCCAGGAAGACUUGUUGGGGGCUGACAGAGGGGGCGGAGGGGUGGAGGCACUAAGGGUCCAGGCCA
Molecule: messenger RNA, 2901 nt
Organism: Chlorocebus sabaeus (green monkey)
Lineage: Eukaryota; Metazoa; Chordata; Mammalia; Primates; Cercopithecidae
Source: RefSeq, a predicted model, not a curated record